Saccoglossus kowalevskii is the source of this 786-nucleotide messenger RNA. Its product is annotated as transmembrane protease serine 11D-like. NCBI's taxonomy places the organism in Eukaryota, Metazoa, Hemichordata, Enteropneusta, Harrimaniidae. The record is from RefSeq and is a predicted model, not a curated record.
AUGAAAUUUCCUGACAAAAAUCCUAAAUUAAGUUUAUACCUACUUGAAGAAAGAUUGAUUUCUCCAGGAAUUCCAUUUAUGCAAAUACGUGAGCUACUACGUGGUGGUCAAUUAAGUAUCCGUGGUAAUAUUGUCAACGUAGUUGCUAAUGUAAAUAGCACAAUUGUGAAUUUACCACUAACAUUAAGUAAAUCAGAAACAGUACCCAUUAAAUUGAAAAGGAAAAUACCUUACAGCAGUCAUGCUCAGUUUGAAAAUAUUCGUCCUUAUGAAGAUUUGGAGUCUUUGCACUAUUUAGUGAGCAAGACUGAACUGUUCAAAUCACAGGGAGAAUGCGGUAUUGCACCAACGAGAUCUAAAAGAAUAGUCGGCGGACAAGACGCAGAAAAAGCGAAGUGGCCCUGGAUAGCUCUGCUAUACAACAGGAAAGUUAACUGGUGGUCAUGUUGGGGAACUCUGAUAUCAACAAAUUGGGUUGUGACAUCUGCAAAAUGUUUUGAUUACAACGACGAAAGUCUUUCCACGGUUUACCUCGGAAAACCUUCUAUAUUUGUAAAUGAAAGUGGGAUUAAUGUGGAAAAAUUGGUUGUGCAUCCUGAUUAUAAACGGAGUAUAAACGCAGACAUAGCCCUUAUUCGAUUGACAGAACAUGUUGUUUUCACAGAAAAGAUCAAGCCAGUGUGUCUGCCAUCAGUUGAAAAAGCUGAACAGUUGCUUCAACCAGGCACAAAUGGUACUAUGUUAGAAUGGAGACGUACUGGGAUUAAGGAAUAUGUACUACAAGAG